Molecule: messenger RNA, 3292 nt
Organism: Sceloporus undulatus (fence lizard)
Lineage: Eukaryota; Metazoa; Chordata; Lepidosauria; Squamata; Phrynosomatidae
Gene: STARD7
Product: StAR related lipid transfer domain containing 7
Exons: 9
Coding region: 204-1457 (417 amino acids)
Molecular function (GO): lipid binding
Source: RefSeq, a predicted model, not a curated record
CUUGCGGGACAAGAGGCGGGCCUUCUCGCCGCGGGCUUCAUGGGGGCUUUUUCGACGUGAGCCGGAGAAGGAGAGGAGGAGGAGAAGGGACCUAGGGGAGCCACCGACGACGCCGGGGCCGAGAGUGCUGGAGGGAGCCCCGGGGACGCGGGGAAGGCCGGACACGGCCCAGGGCUCCGUCUUGUUGGUGAAGCUUGGCAGGAAUGUUCCACCCACUCCAGUGGAGGCCUCCCUCCAGCAUCUAUUCCUAUUACACUAACUCAUCCCGCUUCAUCAGCUACGAAGGGAAACGCAGCUUGUGGCCAAGCCAUAAAUCCCUGAAGGGCAGGUACCAGUGGCUGCUCACCUGGCUGCAGAAAGCCCCUGAGCAAUGUCCGAAGCAGAAGAGCCUCCUUUCCCUCCUGGCCAACCAGUGCAGUUAUGUGACUAGCCAGAGGAUCCGGCGCGCUCAGCAGAUUGGACAGCUGUACAAUAACAUCUACUCAGAGAGGGCACGCAGAAGCCUCUUCAGCUCUUUGUGGCGCAAGUUCCAGGGGCGUCACGCCAAUGCCUGCAAACUGAUGGCAGCCCUCACCGGCGUGUUCCUGUGGGAAGAGGAGAGGAUCAAAGAGGAGGAGCUGAAAAGGUCUGCAGACGAGAUGAAGCGCAUGGAAGAAAUCAACCAGAUGUUCCAGGGCAACCGAGGAGAGAAACAAUCUCAGGAGCCAAACCCUGACAAGGACAUUGCUUCUGAUCCAGAGGAGCAGAGUUGGGAAAUGGUGAUGGACAAGAAACACUUCAAGCUGUGGAGACGUCCGCUUGGAGGGAGCCAUCUCUACCAAUACAGAGUAUUUGGGACAUACACAGAUGUGACUCCAAGGCAAUUUUUCAAUGUGCAGCUGGAUACAGAAUAUCGAAAGAAAUGGGACUCACUGGUCAUCAAACUGGAAGUGAUUGAGAGAGAUCAAGACACCGGCUCAGAGGUUGUUCACUGGGUGACCCACUUUCCGUAUCCCAUGUACUCACGGGACUAUGUAUAUGUUCGGCGGCACAGUGUGGACCGGGAGAACAAUCUGAUGGUUCUGGUCUCACGAGCGGUUGAGCAUCCAGGUGUCCCAGAAGAUCCUGAAUUUGUCCGUGUCCGCACUUAUGAAUCCCAGAUGGUUAUCCGUCCGCACAAGACAUUUGAUGAGAAUGGCUUUGACUACCUGCUAACAUACAGUGACAACCCUCAAACUGUGUUCCCUCGGUAUUGUGUCAGCUGGAUGGUCUCCAGUGGCAUGCCAGACUUCCUGGAAAAGCUGCACAUGGCUGCCCUGAAAGCCAAGAACAUGGAGAUUGCUGUGAAGGACUAUAUCUCCUCUUCCAAGCCCAUAGAGUGUGACAGCAGUGGUGGCAGUGAGGGGAAGGACAGUGUGCCCACCCAGGAGCACAAAGGUGAAGGAACAUGCAGUCCUGUUCACAUAGACUACGCUUAAAGUGGAGGGCUUGAUCCCCGGAGUUGGCAGCCCAAAACACUUGGCCUCUGGGCUUACUAGGAAGAAAGCAAGACCAAGAAAGGGACACCUUUGGGACCGUAGUUCAGCUGGUUUCCUCCUAUCUCUGUAGUCCUUUCCCUCCCCCCUCCUGUGCCAUCUUGGAAGAGGGCGGCUAUAUUAGCCAUUUGGAUCCAGGCUCAGCAAUUUUGAAAAGCUCUUUUCCAUGGCCACUGUUGUGCUGGUGAGCUUCUUUCCCAAUGGGGAUGCAUGGGAGAAAUCUGUCACUUUCAAGAGGAAAACCUUUCUCCCCAUCACCAUGGUGCCACCCGGUUAUAGAUGCCUUUUGGGGACACCUUUGCAAAACCACCAGGCUACUGCAGCCUUUAACUGCAGCCUUUUUGUAGAUAUCAUGGCUUAGGGGCAUAUCUGCAGUGCCUGCACGAGUGUGUUGAGUGAAGCCAGUCCAAAAGAUGCUUAUUUCUACGGCAGAUCUGUUUCCGCAUCCACGUGUGCUUUGAGGAACGGGGCUGGGCGCAUGAAUCCCAUGUGCUCUACCUACGCAGGGAAUUUCUCUGCUGCCAAUGUGCCUUGUUUUCCUUCUGGCACUACUGCAUGCAGCCUCUGUAGCUGCUGGAAACAGGCUCUUGGGUAUCUCCCUUGGGACACUGCUGCCUUUCCUGGCUCUCUGUGUGUGUCUUUGGAAAGAAGACGGCGUCUUCAUAGUUUCUAUUUUGUCCUCUUCCUCUUUGGAUUGGUGACACUCAACCUUGACUAGUUUAUAACCCCAGCUUCUGCUCGGGGUAAUUUAACUCUUUGGUCCCAUACCAAUGGUAUCUGCACAACCUCUGCCAUCAGAGUGAAACCACAACAUAGCCACAAACUGGAAUACUUGCCAUUGGUGUGUGACAGAUAAGACCUUCUGAAUGUGAUUUUUAUCUUAGUGCAAAGGGUUUUGAAACCUGAAAAGGGGAUAACGGGGGGAAAGUUGAGCAGCCAAACUGCUGGACUUUAGAGGAGCAGCAUAGAGCAGGAUGGACUGAAAGCACAGUGUUAGGCAUGCAUCCAUCCCAGAUUUUGUAGGGUUUUUCAAAAUGACCAUCUUGGUUUACUUGUUAUCCCCAUAAUCUAGAAUUUACUAAUGAUUUUUAAGCCAACCUCUCAUUCUGAUGCUCUAGAACUAGGUUGGCAGGGGAGCGGAGUCAUUCCUAACAUGCCUGCAAUACAGGCACACUGCCGUUUGAGCAUGUCCCAAGGAAGCGAGGGAUGUGCCUAUAUUCUUUUUCCAAGUAACAUUCAUUCACAUCUGUGGCGCGCCACGGCCUGCCUGAGUUGGGUCCUUGUAGUACCCAUCGAUACGUGCUGCAUUCAAAGAGACUUUCCAUUUAUCGCACUGUCUGCAAAUGAUGCAAAGCCAAACGAACCAUAUGUGAGGUUGGGUGUAGUGUGCGAGUAUCCUUGGAGAACCGUAUCUGUGCCAGUGAAAAAUGGGAGAGCAGGGGGUUUCUUCUCCCACCCUCUUUUCUGUGUGUUCAAGCAUGUGAUGUAUUUUUAAGUCCCAUGAAGGAGAAAGUAUGAGCCGCCCAGGUUGAGUUGAGCAGAGCCAGGUCAGCACUAACGCAAGGAAGCUCCUCUUCUCACCUUGGGAACUGGGGUUCGGGAGUAUGUUAUCUGUGGGGUGGGGAUGGGGUGAAACUCUGCAUGGAGACCCCGUUGGGUCUUGUUCUGUGGCCAGCGAGGGCCUAUUAACAAAACUACUGAUGGACCGCCUCGUGCUUUUAUUAAAUACAGAGUUUUUAUGAGAACAGAAGAACCAAUAAAGGUCACGACUAAUACAA